Messenger RNA from Brienomyrus brachyistius, 1961 nucleotides. RefSeq names its product protein lin-28 homolog B-like. Gene Ontology annotation, molecular function: nucleic acid binding; zinc ion binding. NCBI's taxonomy places the organism in Eukaryota, Metazoa, Chordata, Actinopteri, Osteoglossiformes, Mormyridae. The transcript is spliced from 5 exons. Bases 655 to 1386 code for a protein of 243 amino acids. The record is from RefSeq and is a predicted model, not a curated record.
AGUCGGGACAUUGCCUGGUAAAUGAUUUGUCUCGUCGAGAAUAAGAUUUUAAAUAGUUAGGCAACAACCGAAAGUUCCAGAUAUUGAAAAUUUGCAGAAUUUGCACCAAUUGAGCAAAUACUGCACUGACGUUACUGGUCAACUUAAACGGCGUUUAAAUAAGAUACAGAUACCACUGUAAACUAUGUUGCAUGUUAUUGAAAAAGAACGCGCUGAUCCUUCAUUCAAUGAUAAAUAGCUGCAUAUCCGUAAAUCAUCUUCAUUUCAAAUAUCGCGUACUAUCACUUUAGCUCGGUAGGUUGCAACGUUAUACAUUUCAGUUACGCAAUUAUUUGACGUGUGCAAGUGUUGUAGUCAAAAUUAUGGCUUGGGGCGAAGUAGUACUAGAAAUAAGGAUCCAAUUUGGCGCUGCUCGUGACUGCAUCCAAUCAGUCGCGCCGCGGCGCGUGGAGCAGGUGAGCGUGCGCUGAGGCCACAGACAGAAACGCUAUGGCGAGUCACCGCGCUGUUCAUAACGGCACAAAACCAUCAAGAGCCCCGCUGCCAUCUGCACUGCUACUGCAUCAGGUUAUUCAACUCAGGAAGUGAAAACACUCGAGUCUCAGAUAUAACUAAUCGACCCGCGAUGGCGAAACAUCGGUUGCUAAGAAGAGCAUGAGCGCAGGGAAGACUACCCCGACAUGCUCAGGAGGGGUGGGUAAAGGUGGCGGAGAUGACCCCGGGAAGUCGCCUGAGCAGGAAGAGGCUCAGCCCCAAGUCCUCUGUGGGGCAGGCCACUGCAAGUGGUUCAAUGUGCGAAUGGGGUUCGGAUUUAUAUCAAUGACCAGCCGCGGGGGACGUCCCUUGGAUUCUCCGCAGGAUGUCUUCGUACACCAAAGCAAACUGCACAUGGAGGGCUUCCGCAGCCUGAAGGAGGGCGAGCCCGUGGAGUUCACCUUCAAGAAGUCCUCCAAGGGCCUGGAGUCGCUGCGAGUGACGGGCCCUGGGGGGGGGCCCUGUACCGGCAGCGAGCGCAGGCCCAAAGGGAAGACCAUGGUGCAGAAGCGGAAGCCAAAGGGAGACCGAUGUUACAACUGUGGGGGUCUGGAUCACCAUGCCAAGGAGUGUAACCUUCCACCUCAGCCAAAGAAGUGCCACUACUGCCAGAGCAUUACCCACAUGGUGGCUCACUGCCCCCACAAGACGUUAGCCCCAGCAACCUCCAGCUCUCAGGGAAGACAUGACAUCGAUGUGCAGCCUUCUACCUCCGCCUUUGCUCCGCCCUCAUACCCCCCAGAAAGCAGUGACUGGCCAGGGCAUUCCUUACAUGAGGCCUCUCCGCACAGCAAGUCCUCCGGGUCCCCGGAAGACCCCGCCCCCCGGGUACAGAAGCGAAAAAAAACCUGACCCCAGUCACCACUCCCUGCUUCUCCCGUGUGCGCCAGCCCGCUGGUGUCUGCCCCCACUUCACCUCCACCUUCUCCUGCCCCUCAGCUACCUCAAUCUUCAGAACAGCAGCUACAUCUCAACUCAACUACUGGCUUAAAGACUGAGAUUAUCUGUAGGAAUCUGGGCAUUAACAUCUCUGCAAACUUCCAUGGCAGAAGGGGAGACAGUCCACUUGCAGAAUUGUAGUCAUUUCUUUUUAUUUGGUCUUUUAUCUUUUACGUACCUCAUUGGGAGCUGACCGUGGUUUUGUCUGUCCGUGGGCUCGUUACAUUUUUAAUCCUUAGCAUCACACUUCAAUUUUUACCUUUGUUUUCCCUGCGAAAACUUUUUCAGGCAUUCCUUCUUCAUGUAAUUUCUCAUAGACUCUGCUGUAGUAUCCCUGUACCUGCAGCAUAGCAAUGGGGUGAAGCAUUCCUCUUGCGUCUUCAGUCUGACAUGGCCCGAUUGCGAUGAACUCUCUUACAGCAAUACUAAUAUAUUUAAAUAUGCGAAGGCGCCCAUUCACCACCACGCCCCACCCUGCAGGCUGUGAA